Molecule: messenger RNA, 1362 nt
Organism: Pelodiscus sinensis (Chinese soft-shelled turtle)
Lineage: Eukaryota; Metazoa; Chordata; Testudines; Trionychidae
Source: RefSeq, a predicted model, not a curated record
AUGGAUGAGUUUGAAACAGAGAGGCACUGGUAUGCAGACUACAGAGGAGCGAGGGGAGCGUCACUCUCGUGGGCUCGCUUCAGAAUUGCUCCUGACUGGCAGCCACCAUUUGCAUGUGAUGUUGAUAAACUUCAUUUUACUCCACGGAUCCAGAGGCUGAAUGAAUUGGAGGCUCAGACCCGUGUGAAGCUGAAUUUUCUGGACCAGAUUGCAAAGUUUUGGGAGCUUCAAGGAUGUUCCCUGAAAAUUCCACAUGUAGAGAGGAAGAUCUUGGAUUUAUUUCAACUUAAUAAGCUAGUCGCAGAAGAAGGUGGAUUUGACUUAGUCUGCAAGGAGAGAAAAUGGACUAAAAUAGCCAUCAGAAUGGGUUUUGCUCCAGGCAAGGCAGUGGGUUCACACAUCCGUGCUCAUUAUGAACGUAUUCUUUAUCCCUACAACUUAUUCCAGUCUGGAGCUAGUCUAUUGGCACCUGACAUUUGUUCCAAACUGAUGUGUUUAGUGGAUCAUGCAGUUCUGGAAAAGAACUUCAGUGACUGUAAAACCGACCAGUGGCACUUUGAAGGUGAGACGGGACAUACUAAGGAGGAUGAGCAAAUGGAUGUGGACGGUGCAUUGAAGCAUUUUGAGGCUUCUGACAUUUGUUAAUCAGCUCCACACAGUGGGUCCAAGAAACAAGUGCUGAGUAGUGGAACACAUCACAUUGUGAUACGCAUCUGUGCCAGUCAGCAGUGGCUACAAAAUUGUAUCCAAGCCAUCCAGUAGAGUGACACCAGAAUGAGAGCUGCUUUGACGGUGGAAAAGCAUCUAGCAAUCAUUCUCUGGAAACUUUCAGCCACAUACUACUAGACUGUGGGCAGUCCAUUUAGAUUUUGUAAAAUCUACUGUGGGGACAGUUGUCAUGCUGGUGUGCAUGGCCCUGAAGCCUUUUGUGUCACACAAUAUUGUGACUCUGGGCAAAGUGCAAGAAAUAGCAGAAGGAUUUGUUGUGGUGGUCCUGAGAAAGAGGCUGUGUGUGUAAAGCUAUAAAGGAGAUGCAAAUUCUAGUUCUGGGCUAUGCAGCCUUGCCAUAGCUGUGCAAAUACUGGUGCAUCAUUGGGUACAUUUUACUGACAUCACUCUUGGAUAGACAGAGAGGUGUAGCAAAUGCAUUUUAGGUAGACUGGAUUUUUCCAAAAGAUACAAACAUGGACAUACUUUCCAGACAGUCGUAUAAGGUGGGGUUGAAAUGCUGGUAGUGAUUCUGGGCAUUGAAACCUAUCCUUUGCUUCUCUUGUUUAUUAAACCAUAUACAGGCAGUCCCUGGGUUACAUGGAUCCGACUUACAUCGGAUCCCUACUUACAAACGGGGUGAGGCAACCCCGC